Messenger RNA from Ictalurus punctatus (channel catfish), 3549 nucleotides. It is a transcript of the gene ryk, whose product is annotated as receptor like tyrosine kinase. Gene Ontology annotation, cellular component: signaling receptor complex. Gene Ontology annotation, molecular function: protein kinase activity; ATP binding. The transcript has 16 exons. The record is from RefSeq and is a predicted model, not a curated record. Bases 391 to 2289 code for a protein of 632 amino acids. Lineage: Eukaryota; Metazoa; Chordata; Actinopteri; Siluriformes; Ictaluridae. Gene Ontology annotation, biological process: positive regulation of kinase activity; multicellular organism development; protein phosphorylation.
ACCAUGAAAGGAAGGACCGGGACGAGACUUUAACGGUUAUUUUUGCGGUCUGAAAUUGUUGUUUUCUGUCUAAAUGUAGGCUUAUAUUUCGUGUAAGUGUAGUCAGAACACGUUAAAAAGGCAUUGCGCAUCCGUCCAGAUGUGUAAACCGACCGUGAGCACCGAGUGAGACUUGAACAAAGUUAGCUAGCUAGCUCGCGUUGUUAGCGUUACGCUUAGCUCGGUCAGGAACAACCGGAGAACGGAUUCGAAACGAAGCGGGAGAGUUUUUGUUAGCGUCGUUAUCAACACCUACUAUAGUAAUGUUGCCCUCGGGAGGACAUUCAAGUUUUGGAUGAGGGUAAAGACCGAGGGUUUGCUAAAGCAGUUUGAGGGAAAAGUGAAGGUGCGAUGCUGGGGCAGAAGGAGGCGGCGCGGGGCUCCGGGGGUCCUCGGUCAGAGUGCCGCGCUCGCCCGCUUCCAGCCCUCAGGACACUCGGGGGCUGCGUGUUGCUCCUGCUGCUCCAGGCGGCCCUGUGCCUCGCCAGACCCGGCGUUAUAAUCAGCACCAACAAUAAUAACAACCACCCGAGUGUCAACGUUUACAUGAGUGAAGUCGAGGUGAAGAAACUUCUCGGUCUGGAUGCUGAGCUUUACUAUGUGAGGGACGAUGUGGUGAAUCAUUAUGCUCUCUCCUUCAUACUGCCAGUACCCAGCGAGACCAACAGCCUGCACUUCACCUGGCACUCCAAGAGCAAGGUGGAAUACAGGUUGGGUUUCCAGGUGGAGAACCCUGCAGCUAUGGACCAGCCUCAUAGCAACAUUUCAGCCAGUGGGGAGGUUCCGCUCACACACUCGGUUUUCAGAGUGGACCUCUUCUGUUCUGGGAAAGUGGAUGGUGAGGCCAUUCUGACAAUGCAGCUGAAUCUGACAAUCCAUGCCAACAACUUCACAGUGCUCAAUUUCAAGCGCAGGAAAAUGUGCUACAGAAGAAUUGAACAGCCAGAUCCUCCCAAAAUCCUCCUUCCAUUCUCCAACAAAACAGGACCAGACUUAGACAGCGCCCCUACAACGUCCACCAGAGUGUUCUACAUUAGCGUUGGAGUGUGUUGUGCUGUCAUCUUCCUCGUGGCAAUCAUCCUUGCUGUGUUACACCUGCACAGCAUGAAGAGAGUCGAGGUGGAUGACAGUGAGAGUGACAGUGGGAGCUCCCAGGGUCUUUCUCAACCCUCCACUCAGACCACGCAGUACCUGAGAGCAGACACACCAAACAAUGCCACCUCCAUCACCAACGUUCACGCUGGCUCUGCUCCCAUGCUGCAGCUCUCAGGUGCCUCCUUCCCCCACCCUGGUGCUCCCUCCCAUGAAAGCAAAACCUAUCCUUCAUUGCGGAUAGAGAAGAAUGACCUGAGAAGCGUGACCCUGCUGGAAGCCAAGGCAAAGGUCAAGGACAUCGCCAUCUCUAGAGAGAGAGUCACACUCCGAGACGUUUUGCAUGAAGGAACCUUUGGACGGAUAUUCCAUGGUGUCUUGCUUGACGAGAAGGACCCGAGUAAAGAGAAACAAGUGUUUGUGAAAACAGUCAAAGAUCAUGCCUCAGAGGUGCAGGUGACGAUGAUGCUGACUGAGAGCUGUAAGCUGCGAGGUCUUCAUCACAGGAACCUGUUACCCAUUAGUCAUGUGUGCACAGAGGAUGGAGAGAAGCCUAUGGUCCUGUUACCUUACAUGAAUUGGGGCAAUCUCAAACUCUUUCUUCGCCAGUGCAAGCUUGCUGAGGCCAACAAUCCUCAGGCCAUCUCCCAGCAGGAUCUUGUUCACAUGGCUAUCCAAAUUGCAUGUGGUAUGAGCUAUCUGGCACGAAGAGAGGUCAUCCACAAAGACCUGGCUGCCAGGAACUGUGUCAUUGAUGACAGCAUGCAGGUGAAGAUCACCGAUAACGCGCUGGCUCGAGACCUUUUUCCCAUGGACUACCACUGCCUGGGGGAUAAUGAGAACCGGCCCGUGCGCUGGAUGGCCCUGGAGAGCCUGCUCAACAAUGACUUCUCCAGUGCCAGUGAUAUUUGGGCUUUUGGGGUGACUCUUUGGGAACUUAUGACGCUGGGACAGACUCCUUAUGUCGACAUCGACCCAUUUGAGAUGGCUGCCUACUUGAAAGAUGGCUACAGAAUUGCACAGCCCAUCAAUUGCCCUGAUGAGCUGUUUGCUGUAAUGGCGUGUUGCUGGGCACUGGAUCCAGAAGAGAGGCCGAAGUUCCAGCAGCUUGUCCAGUGCCUCACAGAGUUCCAUGCAGCUUUGGGGGCCUAUGUUUAAACUCCAGCCUCAGGUUUUGUUCUGGGCCCCUGGUCAUUGACCAGCACUAUCCCACAACAGGAAAAACAGCACCUGACAGACAUAAAACAUGUUUCUCUUGUCAGUGAUUUAUAUUUUUAUAUAUAUAUAUAUAUAUAUAUAUAUAUAUAUAUAUAUAUAUAUAUAUAUAUAUAUAUAUAUAUAUAUAUAUAUAUAUAUAUGCAGUCACUGAGACUUUAAGACUCUUCUCUUUUUAUGCUUUUUGGAGAAGUCACCCUUUUCUCCCUUCAUGGAAUAGUAGAUCUCCAUGCGUUUUCACUGUUGAAGGGCAUCACCUACGGCCUCGCCACAAUGCACACUCUUAAGAAUGCUGGUGUGUUCAAAGGAAGCUAUUGUUCUUCUCAGCAAAGAACCCUUUCCAGACAGACACUUGAGUUCAACUGCUGAGUAUUCUCAUAAAGCUUAUUUUACGUUGGAUACGGUCUGAUUUUUCAGACAUUCCUUGCUUGGAUUAAGAUUUAUGUUCUUUUUGAUUCUUCAUCGAGAGGAACAAUCUCCCUUAUGUUGAAUCUAAAACUGCUAUGAAGUGGAAAUGGGUUUUUUCUAGUGUGUGUUUGUGCAGAACAGAAUAUGUGCACAGAAUAUGUCAGUCCUCCUGUUGGUACUUGUACAUUUGCCAAAAUAUGUUUUUUCCAUUUGUUCAGCUUAAAUGAGCUCAAGUAUAGUUCUGCCACUGGUUAUCAGGAGGACAUCAGCUUACUGCCUCAAGUAUUUAAUUUUCUUCAAGGCAGUGGAUAUGCAGAACUGUACUAGUAUUUACUUUAAACCAGUGUUAAACUGGCUUGUGGUACAUAUUACAGCACCAAGAUAUCUAUUUCAUCCAAAAGAUUGAUAUUGCAAGGUUUUGAAUUAUGGUUGGUAAGGAGAAAAUAAUAAUUACAAUAAUAGUAAAAUUUAUUACAGGGUUGUUACUUAUUCCUAAGGUUUUUAAUGUUUGUUCUGUGUCAGAACAAAGUCCUCCUUUUGUGUUGUUUUUUUUGUUUUGUUUUUGUUUUUUAACAAAUGCAUAAAGACACACCAAUCACUGUGAAUAAUCAAAGUGUAUGGCCUAUGAAAAAGAAGAAAAAAAAACGGUUUCUAGCGGUGUUUCUUUUUCCCUAACAUUUAUAGACUCUUGAUGUUGACAGCUGCAUGUUGAUUUGAAAAGGUAUUAUGUAAACUGUUUCCUGAACUCAUACCUACCAAUUAAAAAAGAACCCAAAAUAAAAUGGGUUCCCAAUG